Acomys russatus (golden spiny mouse) is the source of this 1764-nucleotide messenger RNA. It is a transcript of the gene Gp5, whose product is annotated as glycoprotein V platelet. NCBI's taxonomy places the organism in Eukaryota, Metazoa, Chordata, Mammalia, Rodentia, Muridae. The coding region runs from base 32 to 1741 and encodes 569 amino acids. Gene Ontology annotation, molecular function: protein binding. The transcript has a single exon. The record is from RefSeq and is a predicted model, not a curated record.
GCUCUGAGCCUUGUGUCUUUGCCUUUCAGACAUGCUAAGGAGCGCCCUGCUGUGCACUGUGCUGGCACUCUUGCGGGUGCAGUCUUUUCCCUGCCCCAGAACUUGUAAGUGUGUGGUCCGCGAUGCCGUUCAGUGCUCCGGAGGCAGCGUGGCUCACAUCGCCGCGCUGGAUCUCCCCAGGAACCUCACACACAUCCUGCUCUUCCAAAUGGAUCAGGGUGUCCUGCGGAACCACAGCUUCAGAGGCAUGACGGUCCUGCAACGCUUGAUGCUCUCAGACAGCCACAUUUCCGCCAUCGACCCAGGUACCUUCAAUGACCUGAUAAAACUUAAAACCCUCAGGUUGACCCGCAACAAAAUCUCUCAUCUUCCCGGUGCGAUCCUGGAUAAGAUGGUGCUCUUGGAACAGUUGUUCUUGGACCGCAAUGCACUAAAGGACCUUGACCAAAACCUGUUUCAGAAACUGCUUAACCUGGAGGAGCUCUGUUUGAACCAGAAUCAGCUCUCUUUUCUUCCUGCUAACCUUUUCUCGAGUCUGGGGAAACUGAAGGUGUUGGAUUUAUCUCGAAACAACCUGACCCAUCUGCCCAAGGGAUUGCUUGGGGCGCAAGUUAAGCUUGAGAAACUGCUGCUCUACUCAAACCAGCUCGUGUCUGUGGAUUCGGGGCUGCUGAGCAACCUGGGCGCCCUGACUGAACUGAGGCUGGACCGGAAUUGCCUCCGCUCCAUCGCACCUGGAGCCUUCGACCGCCUAGGAAACCUGAGCAUCUUGACUCUGUCCAGAAACCGCCUGGAGUCUCUGCCGCCCGCGCUCUUCCUUCAUGUGAGCAGUGUGAGUCUGCUGACCCUGUUUGAGAACCCUCUGGAGGAGCUCCCGGAGGUGCUGUUCGGGGAGAUGGCUGGCCUGCGGGAGCUGUGGCUGAACGGCACCCAGCUGCGCACGCUGCCGGUCGCCGCCUUCCGCAACCUGAGCCGCCUGCAGACGCUAGGGGUGACGCAGAACCCGCGCCUGAGCGCGCUCCCGUUCGGCGCGUUCCACGGUCUGAUGGAGCUGCGCGUGCUCGCGCUGCAUUCCAACAGCCUGGCGGCGCUCCCCAAGGACGCGCUGCGCGACCUCGGCCGCCUGCGCCUGGUGUCGCUGAGCCACAACCGGCUGCGGCUCCUGCCCCGCGCGCUCUUCCGCAACCUCAGCAGCCUCCAGACCGUGCAGCUAGAGCACAACCAGCUGGAGACUCUGCCGGGAGAUGUGUUCGCGGCUCUGCCCCAGCUGAAGCAGAUCCUGCUGGGCCACAACCCCUGGCUCUGCGACUGUGGCCUAUGGCCCUUCCUCCAGUGGCUGCGGCAUCACCGGGACCUCUUAGGCCCGGACGAGCCCCCGCAGUGCCGUGGCCCGGCGCCACGCGCGGGCCUGUCGUUCUGGGAGCUGCUACAGGGUGACCCGUGGUGCCCGCACCCUCGCGGCCUGCCUCUGAACCCUCCAACAGAGGACGCUCUCGAAGCCCCGGUCCCGUCCCAGCUGCCUGACAGCUUGACGACCCAGACGUGGGUCCAGCUAGUGGCCAACGGUGAAAGUCCCGAUCACAGCCUCUAUUGGGGCCUUUACAUUCUGCUUUUAGUUAUUCAGGCCAGCAUAGGCGGGGUCAUCGUGUUUGCGAUGCUUAAGAUCGGCCAGCUGUUUCGAACAUUAAUCAGAGAGAAGCUCUUGUUUGGGGGGCGAUGGGAAAAUUGUGUAACUGAUUAAAACGUGACCAGAGCAUUGUGGAC